GCUCCCUUCACAGAGCGCUGAUGUAAACACAUCCAAACAUGUAGUCCCUGUCAAUGGCACACCAGCAUAAUCCCGAGCGAAUAAUCAGACAAUAUAAAACACGAGCCAUGCGCCUAUAGUCCUAUCAUGCACAGAAGGGUCUCUUCAUUUGUUACGAACCCGUACUGCUAUUGACCCCUUCAAAUCAGUGGAAUAAAAGGAGUGAUCGCUCUCGCUGCUGCUGCUGCUGCUGCUGCUAUGUUAACCACCAGAGAAGCGUCGGUUGAGGCUCCAACUAUUCAGACAAACCAAACCUAAUCAUCAGAACCGUCCACUUCAGCUCGAAAACUUCGAAGAGGAGGCAGCACUGUGCACGCAACAAGAAGAGACAUAAAAUCGAAUCAUGUUGCUCCAGCGCCAGUUAGCCUACUCAACUGCGGCGCCCGUUCCCAGCCUCGAGCGCUAUGCAUUUCGCCAUGUCGCCCGACAGCCUCCUCCACUUCUACGCCGCCGCGGCGGCCGUCACCGCCGCCUUCGGCCUCUUCUCGCUGUACAGGCACCUCGUGCGCCGCCGGCGGCACAACCCCGGCAUGGAGGCUCCGGACGGGGAUUCCGAGGAGCGCCGGCCGCUCGCGGUGACUACGGUGGCGUCGAGCCUUCUCCCGCCCUUCAUGUACAACCGGCUCGUCCGGCACAGCGGCAAGGGCGACGGCGCGGGCUCGACGGAG
Messenger RNA from Triticum dicoccoides, 707 nucleotides. RefSeq lists its product as uncharacterized. The record is from RefSeq and is a predicted model, not a curated record. The transcript has a single exon. The annotation marks the transcript as partial. Lineage: Eukaryota; Viridiplantae; Streptophyta; Magnoliopsida; Poales; Poaceae.